UAAGCUUGUCAAGCUGUAGAGUUAAGGUUUUUCCAUUAACUGUAAAUUCCUUGGCAUUGCUUGAAAACUUACCAUGCCUUGGGCAAAGGGUGUCUUACUUUUCACAAUGGCUGUGAUGUCACUGUGUUCUUCUUUAUGGGCUGAUCCUGAGGCCUUUUUUGAAGCAGGUUCUGCUUAUGGAGCAGUCUCUGAAAAUACAAUCCGUUUUGGUAAAGUUUUAAUUGGUGGUCAAGGUUCAGUAUCUUAUAAUGUGAAAACAUCUGUGUUGAGGUCAGCGGAGUCUAAAGGGCACCAGGCAAAUGAAGAAGCUUGGUUUCAACCUGCUAAUGCUAAGCUGCGCCGUCUGGGUUCUUCUGUGCAAUGUAGCAAUGAUUCAAUGAUCUUGCGCAUUCCAGGACCGAGAAUGCCACACUUUCUGGUUGACCGAGGAGAGGAGUCACCAAUGCCUUUGUCUGAAAUGCCAGCUAGCUGUGGUUUCUCACUGAAGCGGGCACGCAGGGAUGUCUCUCUUGUUACUCCAUAUCGGGGCUGUCAUGUCAGACAAAAGGGUGGAAGUUAUAUUCUGCCGCUUAUUAUAAUGGGAUCUCCAGUGCAAGUGUCUUGCCCAGUGAGUCCUCCCCUCCCUACUGUGUCCUGCUUCUCCUCUGGCAUGAUUGUCAAACUUUGUGUCCGGGCAGAUGAUGUUAAAGUUAAAGUUGAUGGAUCAUGGGAGCCUCUGCUUCUAAAAUACACCCAAUGCUCGUUUACGUUGGAGACUACUGCUGGUUCACUGGUUGUCACUGCACCAUUCACAGGAAGCUGUUGGGAAAUGACGAAUACUGAAAGGCGACUCCCUUUGACGUACGGUGACCAGGAAGUGACUCUUUCCUGUCCUCUGACACUGCCAACCAUAGCCCCAACCAUAGCCCCAACCGUAGCCCCAACCACACCUGCUGUCCGUGACCCAACUGACAUGCAACAGAUGUUUGACCGUUUCCCUUUUGAAAGGCCCUGGUGGUAUCCAUAUUCUGGUGUACCUGCUACCCUGCCUCCCACUGUGCCACCUACUACAACUACACCUUUACAUUAUCCUUUCCAGCAACCCAUGUUCCCUCCCAAGUAUCCCAUGCCAAUAUUUGAUCCCUUUUACUCUAAAGGUGACCCAGCUGCUCCCCCAGCACCACAACAUCCCUGGUACCCAAACUUCCCUCCUUACAUGAGUGGCUUCCAAAGCCAAGUUGAAGUGACCACUCCUGCAACGACCACAACUACCCCUGCCCCAUACCAGCCUGAGCACCAGUAUCCAGGUUAUCCAAUGUACCCACCAUUUUAUGGUCAACGACCCAUCAAGUCUCUUGUGCCUCCAACUGUGAAAUACCCUUUCAUGCCCCAGUAUCCUAAGGAGCCAGUCUUUGGUCCCCGCAGCCCAAGAUCAGUGUAUUCUUCUGCACUGUGGUCUCGUAGGUAACCUUUUGAUUGAGGGAUGAGUGGACUCUACAGUGGCAUUGCUUUUAUUGACACCAGAAUGAGUUCAAUGACAUCAAUAGUUUCUUGGUGUAAGACUAAUAAAGCUUUGACUUGA
Messenger RNA from Cyprinus carpio (common carp), 1561 nucleotides. RefSeq lists its product as uncharacterized. The record is from RefSeq and is a predicted model, not a curated record. Lineage: Eukaryota; Metazoa; Chordata; Actinopteri; Cypriniformes; Cyprinidae.